AUGCCGACGACGACGACGACUCUGCUGGUGCUGCUGGCGGCCGUCCUGACGGGCUUCGUCGGGACGAGGCUCGCCGCCGCCGACUUCGUACACCCGCCGCCGUACCUCUCCGGCUCGAACAGGUAUCAGGACAACCCGCGCUAUGCGUGGGGGAGCAACGUCACCAUCGAGUGGAGGAACUCGUACUCGAACAACACCGACCUGGUACUGGCGCUUGAGUUCCCCCGGAAGAUUGAGCAUCCCGACAAGGCUACGUUCAAUCUCAUCUAUGAAAACAUGACGAGCGGGACCACGAGCCGGACAUGGAACGUGAGCCUCUUCGGCGACGAGGCCCUCGUGCCCGCCGGCUCCGACGCCAUAUGCUACUUUGCGCUCAUCUUCGCGGGCACCAACAUCGGCAUGUUCUCGUCGACGUACUUCAACGUAACCCUCCCCAACAAGGCGGGCGCCUCUCCGACCGCGAGCUCUCCGACCCUGGCCCCGACCGACACAGCCGCGCCGUCCGCGACAGGCGACGCCUCGUCCGGCGACUCGUCGUCGUCGCUCUCGCACGGCGCCGCGGCGGGCAUCGGCGUGGGCGUCGCGCUGGGCUGCCUCCUCAUCCUGGGCGGCCUGGGCUUCGUGCUGUGGCGCCGCCGGAAGGCGCGGCGGGAGGCGGCCCGCGCGGCGGAGGCCGAAGACGCAUCCCGGGCGGCCGAGGAGCAGGGGAAGCAACAGGAGCAGCAGCCGCCGGAGCUGGAACUAGGAUCGGGGCCGCAGGAGUUCUUUGCCGGCGCGGCGGCCGACGGGUGGGACAAGAACAAGCCGCUGGUGAUCUCGGAGCUGGACGGCGGGCAGAGCAGUUUUGUGCACGAGAAGUCGUGA
Molecule: messenger RNA, 864 nt
Organism: Purpureocillium lilacinum
Lineage: Eukaryota; Fungi; Ascomycota; Sordariomycetes; Hypocreales; Ophiocordycipitaceae
Source: RefSeq, a predicted model, not a curated record